Messenger RNA from Trematomus bernacchii (emerald rockcod), 1681 nucleotides. Its product is annotated as phytanoyl-CoA hydroxylase-interacting protein-like. The coding region runs from base 68 to 1138 and encodes 356 amino acids. Lineage: Eukaryota; Metazoa; Chordata; Actinopteri; Perciformes; Nototheniidae. Gene Ontology annotation, cellular component: cytoplasm. The record is from RefSeq and is a predicted model, not a curated record. The transcript is spliced from 6 exons. Gene Ontology annotation, molecular function: protein binding.
CUCUGAUCGAGUUGUUAUUUAUUAUUAAUUAUUUAAUCCUCUUUCUUCUUCCUCUCUGGAUGUGAAGAUGAUGGAGCCCGGCGACACCAAGAGUCUGCAGCGGAGUGACAGCGAAGAAAGUGGGCGGGGCCUUGAGGUUCUUCCGGUUCCCCGACGGCCCGUCAUCACCAACAUCACCUGCGACUCCUUCAACAUCAGCUGGGAGAUGGAGGGGGGGGGCAACGUCACUCACUACUUCAUCGACCUGAACAAGAAGGAGGAACCCAAGGAGAACCACUUCAAACACAAGGACGUCCCCACUAAGCUGGUGGCGCGGGCGGUUCCUCUGCCGAUGACGGUGCGCGGCCACUGGUUCCUGAGCCCCCGCACGCAGUACAGCGUGUCGGUGCAGACGGCCAGCAAGCAGCCGGACGGAGAGUACAGCGUCUCCAUCUGGAGCGAGAGCAGCCACUUCUGCACCGCAGAUUACUCCUCAGUGCAUCUGAAGCAGCUCCUGCAGAAAGCCGAGCUCACCUCCGGCCGCCUGCUGCCCUUCAGCGUGUUCUACAGGAACCAGACGGAGGAGUACUUCCAGCAGGACAGCCCAUCGUUCCGCUCCAGAGACGCUCAGUGCCGCCGCAUGCUGCCCUCCGUUAAAGACCACAGCGGCAGCCACGGGUCCCCCAUCAGCGGGAAGCUGGAGGGGCUUUUCUUCAGCUGCAACACUGAGUUCAACACCGGGAAGCCCCCCCACGACUCUCCGUACGGACCCUACCGCUUCCAGGUCCCAGCAGAAACCCUCUUCAACCAGAACACCAACGUGUACUUUGGGGAUUUCUACUGCAUGUACACGUCGUACCACUACGUGGUCCUGGUCCUGGCCCCCAGAGGCUCCUCCGGGGACUCGUUCUGCCGCGCCCGGCUGCCGGAGCUGGACCCGGAGAGCAACGUGUUCCUGCGGCGCGGCGCGGCGGCCGACGGCUCGCUGAGCUUCCUCCACGCGCAGGACCUGAUCCUGGAGCUGAUCUACACCGAGGCCGUGGACCUGGACCUGGGGACGGUCGCUCCGAUCGCAGGGCAGCAGCUCCUGGGUCAGAGCACCCUCAACGCCAAGAAGGACCCCAGCUGCAAGCUCUGCAACAUCAGCGUGGGCCGCUAGCUCCACGCUAACACCAUGCUAACAGCUAACGAGAUGGUAGCUAACGUGCUUCGAACUAAUAUCACUAACUCGAUGUUGAACGACGUUAGCUUGAUGCUAACAAUGCUAGAUCAGGUUUGAAUCCACUUUGCUUUCUUUAACUGGUGCCUCACGUACAGACAGAUACAUGUUAAAAGCAAGUAGUGUCAAAUCAAGAAACAUUAUUAUAGAAGAUAUUUGAUUUCAUAUUAAAGAUCUAUGGAGUUCUUUAAGACGUUUCAAAACGAUCCAAAGAAUAUGCAAAGAUGAAGUGUUCACAGAAUAUUACAUUACAGUAAAGUAUUAUUAUAGAAUCAUACAAACAUAUUUACGCAGACAACACCAGCUAGCUCGAUGCUAACAGCUGACAUGGAGAGACUGACUAUCUUAGUGCUAACAAUGAUAGCAUCUAGUAUCAGUUUGACUAAAAACUAAACUCUCUUGUUGUUGAUGUCUCCUUUGUAAUAUUCCAGUUUUUGCAUAAAAGGAAUUUUUGCAAAGAAAAUGUAAGAAAAGUUUAAAAUA